AUGCCUUCCAUCAAUGGAGUUGCUGUUCCUGUUCGCAUCCAAACAAAGAAAAGAAGGGAGAGACUUGAAAUCGAGUCGUCGGAAUUAGCCCGCGUCCCUCGAAAGUCACAGAUCCCCCAGAAAGAGAAAGCCCACCAUCCACCUCAGGGAAUGGAGGGCUGCAUCCACAGCUCCACUGCACAUGGUCCAAGCACCAAGGGAGUUUCCCGCCACCAUGUAGCUGGCUCUCCCGUGAAGAAGAACGGAGAGAUAACCCAUGCAGACCGCCGAUUCCGUGCCGAGGAUGAGUACCCUGCCCACUUCACUCUGCCAGAAAUCGAAAUCGACAUCGGCUCGUGGAUGUGUCUUGCAUGUCCUACUUCAACCAGCAAAUGCAAGGACUGCAAACAAUACGAAGGUCACGAAGACUCCCUGAUCAUCGCUAUUCAUGGAGAAUGCAUCACCGGAAAGUUUGGAAAACUUUCGGCAAUCGGAGUGUUCUACGGCCGUGGCAACGCCGGCAACAUCUCCUGGCCCAUUCCAGGCAAAGAUGACCACAGCCACACGACCCAAAUCGCCGAGUUGACUGCCUGCCUGCGUGCGUUGCGCAAUGCAACCUCCAUCAUCGACAAGCGCCGUAACAUGAUGCGCAAGGGCAAGGUCCUCAUGCCGUUGAACUUAUUCAUAAUCAAAACAGAAUCUGAGUACCUCGUUCGCAGCUUGACAGAGUGGCUCCCCAAGUGGAAGAACAAUGGAUGGAAGACCUGCAAGGGCGUUCCGGUUGCUAAUGCUGAAAUUUUUAAGCUGGUAGAGGCUGGUAUCAUGAUGGUUGAGAUGGUCGUCCAGGUUAAGUUCUGGCUCGUGCCCAAGGAGAACAACAUGGAGGCUACUUGCCUGGCAAAGAUGGCUUUCACGGCGUGA
Molecule: messenger RNA, 900 nt
Organism: Penicillium coprophilum
Lineage: Eukaryota; Fungi; Ascomycota; Eurotiomycetes; Eurotiales; Aspergillaceae
Exons: 2
Coding region: 1-900 (299 amino acids)
Biological process (GO): DNA replication, removal of RNA primer
Molecular function (GO): RNA-DNA hybrid ribonuclease activity; nucleic acid binding
Source: RefSeq, a predicted model, not a curated record